GUGCAUUCUGUUCGUAUGUCAGUAGUCACGACACUUUCGGGUGUGUUUGAGGCCGAUUUGGAGGCGACACUUAUGGGAUAUAUCCACGAGGCGAUUGGGAACGCUGUCAACAAAGGUCUACAAUAUGCCCGUAGUACUGCACAGGACCGUGUAUUGAAAAUGUUGAUUGCCUACCGUCGUGUGUGCACUUCCAAUGCCACAUCGUCUCUGCUGAUGCCUUCACGCCUACGGCUCAUACCAUUGUUUGUGCUUUCAUUUAUGAAAGCCGAUGCGCUAGUGGAGGGCACCACCGUACCUAUUGACGAUCGCGUGCAGAAACUUUUCUUGCUCAUGACGAUUCCCAUGCACCAGUGUGUGACGUACUUGUAUCCGACCUUGUAUGCCGUUCAUCAUCUCCUUUCUGAACCCACAAGCGGCGUGAUAGAUCCAGAGACGGGCCACUGCGUUCUGCCAGGCUGGCAACAGCUCAUUUUUGACAGCAUCACGACAGAUGGGGUUUAUGUGCUCUGUGACGAGCAGGCACGAAUUGUGUAUUUGUGGAUCGGUUCCUCUGUUGUGCCGGAAGUUUCGCUUGAACUCUUUGGCACCACGAAUGCCUUGGAUGUUGGUCGCACGGUUUUUUUUGAGAACUUUGGCGAAAGGCUGAAGAACGUAUUGUACACCUGCCUCAUGCGGGAUGAUGGAAUGCGGCGUUUUGUGAUUCUUCACGAAAAGGACCGCGGCGAGGAGGCGUUUUUUCGGCAAUUCAAGGAGGAGAACGAGGGUGGCUCCAUGGGCUAUGAUCAGCUCCUUGUCCACCUGCACCGUGAGGUGAAGAAGUCAAUUGAAUAG
Trypanosoma cruzi is the source of this 831-nucleotide messenger RNA. Its product is annotated as protein transport protein Sec24C, putative. Gene Ontology annotation, molecular function: zinc ion binding; SNARE binding. Gene Ontology annotation, cellular component: endoplasmic reticulum exit site; COPII vesicle coat. The annotation marks the transcript as partial. Gene Ontology annotation, biological process: intracellular protein transport; COPII-coated vesicle cargo loading; endoplasmic reticulum to Golgi vesicle-mediated transport. The transcript has a single exon. NCBI's taxonomy places the organism in Eukaryota, Euglenozoa, Kinetoplastea, Trypanosomatida, Trypanosomatidae. The record is from RefSeq and is a predicted model, not a curated record.